This is a messenger RNA of Aspergillus melleus, 420 nucleotides long. It is a transcript of the gene RSR1, whose product is annotated as putative RAS small monomeric GTPase (Rsr1). Gene Ontology annotation, molecular function: GDP binding; GTP binding; GTPase activity. Bases 1 to 420 code for a protein of 139 amino acids. The transcript has a single exon. Lineage: Eukaryota; Fungi; Ascomycota; Eurotiomycetes; Eurotiales; Aspergillaceae. The record is from RefSeq and is a predicted model, not a curated record. Gene Ontology annotation, cellular component: plasma membrane. Gene Ontology annotation, biological process: signal transduction.
AUGAAACAAGGCCAAGGGUUCCUCCUCGUAUUCUCCAUCACCAGCGCGUCGUCACUGAACGAACUAUCGGAACUACGAGAGCAAAUCACCCGCAUCAAGGACGACGAGAAGGUCCCCAUCGUGAUAGUAGGAAAUAAGUCGGAUCUGGAAGAGGACCGUGCGGUGCCUCGUGCUCGCGCUUUUGCCCUUUCGCAGAGCUGGGGCAACGCCCCCUACUAUGAGACCUCGGCCCGCCGACGAGCCAAUGUCAACGAAGUGUUCAUCGACCUCUGCCGACAAAUUAUUCGAAAAGAUCUGCAAGGCAGCUCGUCGAAGAGCAGCGAUAACCAACCGCGCAAACGGGAAGGAACGAACCGAAACGAGAAAAAGAAGGACAGAAGACGUCAACCUCGACGGAGAGGACCGUGCGUGAUCCUCUAG